ACGCGGAUAUAUUUCGUGGAGAUCGAGAAAACCGGAAACUACCCUGUAGACGGAUCCAACAGGUGUGAACCUUCGGUGAACUUAUUCUUUCGAUCGAUCCAUACUAUUUCUUUUUUGAUCAUUUUUUUCUCUUUCUCUUCGCGUCUUUACCAUUUCUCUCAUUGACUCUACUUUGAAAGUUACUAUUUUCGGCAAGAGAAUUCAAGAAAAUAAUCAGCGGUGGGGUCAAACGAAAGGAAUCUUAAAAAGGCCAAAGAAGUGGAACGAACUCGUCGAUCUACUCUCGUCGUUGUUCAUCGAGGGACAGACCUCAAGGAUUUCGAUCUUUCCGUGUCUUUUAAAAGAUCAACGAUGAAUCUCGAAGAUUAUCGUAAACACGGAAAGGAAAUGGUGGAUUAUAUCGCCGAUUAUCUUGAAAAUAUUCGUUCGAGACGAGUAUACCCAGCCGUGUCACCAGGCUAUCUGAGAAACAUUCUACCUGCAUCAGCACCCGUCGAAGGGGAACCAUGGGAGGAUAUAUUUUCUGACAUCGAGAGAUGCAUUAUGCCAGGUGUAACUCAUUGGCAAAGUCCUCAUAUGCACGCUUACUUUCCGGCACUGAACUCUCCGACGAGUAUGUUAGGCGACAUGUUGGCCGACGCUAUUAAUUGUCUCGGUUUCACUUGGGCUUCGAGCCCAGUGUGUACCGAAUUAGAAACGAUCGUGAUGAAUUGGCUCGGUAAGAUGAUAGGUUUGCCUGAACAAUUUAUGCAUCGGCCUGGUGUGAUGAACGGUGGCGGAGGUGUCAUCCAAACUACUGCAUCCGACUCCACUCUUGUCUCCCUUCUUGCGGCAAGAACUCGUGCGAUUAGGGACGUUCAAGAAAGCGAACCCAAUGAAACGAGCGCAAAUAUCAACUCGCGCCUCGUCGCUUAUUGUUCCGAUCAGGCGCACUCGAGCGUGGAAAAGGCUGGACUUAUCGGAUUAGUAAAAAUGAGGUACAUCGAAUCGGAUGCGGAUCUUAGCAUGAGAGGCGAAGCUCUUGAAGAAGCUUUGGCUCGUGAUCGAGCUGACGGUUUGCUUCCGUUUUUCGUGUGCGUGACUUUGGGUACAACCGGUGCAUGUUCCUUCGACAAUCUUAUGGAAGUGGGCCCGAUAUGCGAAAAGAAUGGUUUAUGGUUGCACAUCGAUGCUGCCUACGCCGGAAGCGCCUUUAUCUGUCCGGAAUUUCGUGGUUGGCUUCAAGGAAUCGAAUAUGCCGAUUCUUUCGCUUUCAAUCCAAGCAAAUGGUUGAUGGUUCAUUUCGAUUGUACCGCUAUGUGGGUGAAAAAUAGCCAGGCUCUCCACAGAACUUUCAACGUGGAUCCUAUUUAUCUAAAGCACGAAAAUUCCGGACUCGCCAUUGAUUUCAUGCACUGGCAAAUACCGUUGUCAAAGAGAUUCAGAGCGCUCAAACUUUGGUUUGUCAUCAGGAAUUACGGGAUUAGUGGACUUCAGAAGCACAUACGAGAGGGAGUAAGAUUAGCACAAAAGUUUGAGGCUUUGGUACUGGCUGAUCCACGUUUUGAAAUUCCUGCUACGAGGCAUUUAGGAAUGGUAGUAUUUCGUUUGCGAGGUGAGAACAACUCGACUGAAAGAUUGUUAAAGAAAAUGAAUUCUCGUGGUCGUGUGCAUUGCGUACCUGCUGCACUUCAUGGAAAAUACGUCAUCAGAUUCACUGUUACUUCGACCAAUACCACCAACGAGGACAUAUUGAAGGAUUGGGCAGAAAUAAGGAACACGGCUAAUGAAAUUUUAGGUGACAAUUCUGGUUCACCAGUAAGAGCAAGAGUUCCGUUGGCAGAUACGCGCGAGAAGAACGAAAAUUUCGGUUCCAGUUUGUUGUUAGCUAAUUCACCAAUGUCACCGAAGAUUGUUAAUGGCAGUUUCGCAGCCAUAUACGACGCCACCGAUGUUUUCGAGGAAUGCAUGAAGAACUUUGGACAGCUACGAGUCGAAGCAAAGGAUAGUCCAGCGAUGCGACGACGUAUUCGAGGUAUACUCAUGUCAGGAAAACAAUUUUCUUUAGAUUCUCGCAUGGACCUCGUUCAAGGCUACGUGUGUUGUGGACGAUCAGCAGGACCAUCUACCGAUCUUCCUCAAAUGAAAGAGGACGAAGACGGUCUAGUCACCGUUGAAUCUACUAUAAGCAUCGACAAAAUCGACUCUACUUACAACGAUAUUUCUCGAGAGAACUCUAUGUUACUAUCGGAUCUUGAUGAAUCGUAUGAUAACAACUCGAAGAAGGAGAUAGCGAAAGCUCACUCGGGCUACGGAAUAGCUAAUGGUUCGGUUGUCAAGCAAGAAAACGAAGGUCAAGACAUUUCGUCCAUGCCAUCCGGGGAGAAGGGUAUACCUAGAAGCGAAACGAUCGGUGCGAUAGGACAUCGACCUUACACGGGUGAGCUCGUACCUUCACGUUUUCGAUCGGAGAAACCUAUCAAGGACAAAGAAGAGAUCGACAACGACGGUAGUGAUGACGACGUUGGUGACGAAGACGGCAGGCUCUGUCAAAAGUGUGGUCAUUCUUUCAAACCUCAGUAAAUCUCUCUUCCCUUCCUGUUAUUUUUUUCUUUUUUUUUUUUUUUUGUUCAUCACGUUACGAAACACGACGUAGAUCGUCGAUUUGAAGAGUCAUGAAAAUGUUAACGCGUGUAAGAUUAUCUUUUCGUUUCUAUUUGCUCUCCCUCUCUCUCUCUCUCUCUCUCUCUCACUAUCUCUCUUUCUUUCUCUCAUUCUCUCUCAAUCUAUUUAUCUAGUUAUCGCUCUCUAUCUAACUUUAAAUGGAUUUUUCGUCGUUGCUAAAUCGACGUACGAUCGUUCAAAUAAGCCGUAGAAGCAAACGAAAAAUAUCGAUUGCAGCAAUAAAACAUGUUGAAUGCCGUAGUUAGACGAAAAGCAAACAUCUCUCUCUUUUUCUUUUAUUCUAAUGUACAUACAUACCCUCUCGUCCAUUCGCAAUGUUGAUCGUCAUUGAUCGAUUCCUGUAAGAGUGUGGAUAUUAAAUGUUUUGUUGUGCUAGAGGAGUAAAGUAUCAAGGAUCGAUUUUCAUAACAGGUAUGUAUACAUUUUAUUGCCCUCGAACGUCGUGACAAAUAUGAAAGAUUUGUUUUUGAAAAUAACCUCCAAACAUGUAUCACUUUAAUAUUUGUUUUUUCUUUUUCCCCAUAUAUUUUCUUCUUUGCAAUAGCAAUUGCUACAAUUUGUGAUGAAGAAAUGUGAUCAAUCUUAAUUCGAUCUAUAGCUACAGGCUGAAAAUGAUAUUGAAAUCAUCAAGUCAAACAACGACGUAUUAACGAUAUUCCUUUUAUUAGUAAAUUAUAAUCCCUCUUACUAGCUGUUCUAUCUACAACCAAUACCAUCAUCAGCGAGAAAAAUUUCUUUCAGAAUUUCUUAUCAAGACUAUUUUAUCGAACGAUUGCGCAAACUCCCUUAUAAGUAUUGUAUUUUGUGACUAGUGCAUCAUUGAAACGAAGAAAAGUAAAAUUCUUUUUACAACGCAGAUAGUUUUUUUAUCGAAUUUUUCGUCGCGUUACAGAAGGACUUUUUUCUGUCUGAUUUCUUUGUUUUCUUACAUAACAUUUUUUGUAACAUCGUUGUUGCAUAUCAUUUAUCAAAUAACGAAUAUGCGUGGAUAUCUUUCGGCUGCGAGGCCAGAUUUGAACGUGACAAUUAUUAUGUAUGUUGACAAUUCGCCGUUUUACAAAUUUUAUUACAGAUUAAUGUGUGAUAUAUUUCGGAUCGCAAUAACUCUAAACGCUUGGAACGAAAAAACGUCCUUGAAUAUUUUUACUUUUAUCGAGUUAAUUCACGCGUAGUCUUGCUAUGCGAAAAAAAUGUUCGAGUCGUUUCCAGCACGAUCUCGAAUGAUUUUUCAUUUCUCAAGAUUAAUAUAUUUUAUAGAAGAGAAUUUUUCCAAGAGGAUAUAACAAUCAAACGAAUUUCCUUUGCCUGCUGGUGAUUAUAAAGCUUCGAUGAUAUGAUUUUUGUCGAUGAUCCAAAUAAGGAUACCAUAUAAAGUAUUAUCAUUAUAUGACUAAGACCUACGUACUACAGAAAUUCUUCAUGUAAUCCUAAAUAUCAAUAACAGUUACCUACGUUAGUCAGUAAAACGAUUUAUAACAAUGAUAUGACUCGUAUAAAAUACGAUCGAGUACGCGCGCAUGUAGAUACGCGUAACUGGAACAAUCCUAAAGGGACUUAGGACAAACACCUAUCUAAAUCUGUAAGAAACGAUCGAUAACGAUGAUAUGAUUCGUAUUAGAAUAUAGCAUAUGUACAUAGAUAGGCCCAAUUUUUCUCGCUUAGCAAUUCCUCGUUACAAUGCGUUUAAAAAUAAUCGACGUUUCUUCGUACACAUAAUGCCAUUUAAAAAAGGGAAAUCGAAAAGCUGGCGAGAAAAUAGCGUUAAUCGAUGCGAUCGGAAAUUAGUGUAAACAGCGAAAUAUAGAAGAGCGAUGUGGUAUUAAUACAAUAAGUAAGAAAGAAAAAUGGAAAGAGAUAGAAAGAUAACGAAGAUCAGUGGAUUAGCCUCGCAGCCGCGCGUGCGACAAUGAACAAAUGACGCGACACGAGCCGCAUGGCUUGCCAGAGAAACAUCGGUGAACUCACCACCAAUGCAAGCACCGAAGCUUGUUUGGCAAGAGGCUCCGUUAAAGAAAGCCUCUCUGUGAGGACAUGAGCGUUCAGCUUGCUCGAGUCAUCCGCGAGAGAUUUUAUAAUGUUAACGAUCCUACGAUCAUUCGAAAAUCACGAUUAACGCGAGCGAGAAAAUUUAUCGACGAUUACGACGUAAGCUGAAGGCUCACGCUGUGCUUUUGUUAGUUUUUCUUUCGAUCUGCCUCCCAUUGCAUCCAUCGGGGUGGAAGGUUUCGUAGGUUCUUCACGUCGUUCAGCUCGCCGAAAAGGAACUCUCCGAUUAAUUCUUUUAUCUUUACGUGGGGAAAAAAAAAAAAGAAAAAAAUAAAACAAGAAGAAGAAGAAAAAGAAAAGA
Messenger RNA from Vespa crabro (European hornet), 5011 nucleotides. It is a transcript of the gene Hdc, whose product is annotated as histidine decarboxylase. The coding region runs from base 352 to 2562 and encodes 736 amino acids. The record is from RefSeq and is a predicted model, not a curated record. Gene Ontology annotation, molecular function: pyridoxal phosphate binding; histidine decarboxylase activity. Gene Ontology annotation, biological process: L-histidine catabolic process; histamine biosynthetic process. NCBI's taxonomy places the organism in Eukaryota, Metazoa, Arthropoda, Insecta, Hymenoptera, Vespidae. The transcript is spliced from 16 exons.